AUGUCUCUGGAGCAGUCUCCCAACCCCAUACCAUAUUCUUCUCCCGUCGGUAGCCGUGCGUCAACCAAGAUUGGGAAGGUCUACCCCAUGGGCUAUCGCAAAAUUUCUCGCGUAACAGAUUCCAUCACAGUCGACACCGAGGGACCCAAGCGCGACACAGGUUGCGAGCUUGUCAGCAUUAUUGUCCUCAAGGCGCUCAAGGGAGUGUGUCUGUGUUGGUUGAUUCUCCACAUUCUUGAAAUAUUAGACUUUUGCGCUCGCACUGCACGUUCUUUCUGCCCUUGCUCUACAUUUCUGUUACCCCAUCGAACUCUUCACGACACGUCACGGCACGGCACGGUACGAGCUAUGUUCGGAGAGAAGAAGAAGCAGCAGGAGGAUGAUCAGCUGGCGCCUGUGCCGACGAGCGAUAUGGGUGAUGUUGAGGUGAUUAAGCCUGUGGGCGGGCAGCAUGAUGCUGUCUUUGGAGAAAUCAAUGAGGAUGGGCCGAAUUAUAAGGAUGUCGGCUGGGCGGGUUCUGCAAUUCUCAUGUUCAAGACACAAGUUGGCCUCGGUGUGCUUGGAAUCCCUGGCGCUUUCGAUGUUCUGGGUAUGGUCCCUGGUGUGAUUAUUAUUCUGGUGAUUGCGUUCAUGACGACGUGGGCUGCGUGGAUGGUGGGCAAGUUCAAAAUUAACCAUCCGCAUGUGUAUGGAAUCGAUGAUGUUGGUCGCAUGGUUGCUGGGAGGGUCGGGCGCGAGUUCUUCUUCUGGGCUUUUGUCCUUCACUUCACCUUCCUGGCUGCAUCCGCCAUGCUGAGUAUCUCCAUCGCCUUCAACUCCCUCUCCGAGCACGGCGCAUGCACUGCCAUCUUCGUCGUCGUCGCGGCCUUGAUCGGCUUGCUCUUCGGCAGUAUCCAGACUCUCGGAAAAGUCUCCUUCAUCGCAUGGGCUGGCGUCGCUGGAAUCUUGACGGCCAUCUUCACGCUUACCAUCGCCACUGGAGUCCAGGACCGACCUGCGGAAGCAUCACAGACGGGCCCGUACGUCUCCGAUUACAAGAUCGUUGGAGCGCCAACCUUCGCAGAGGGGAUCUCCGCCGUGUCAACGAUUGUGUUCGCGUUUUCGUGCUUGCCGGCUUUCUUCGCGUGUCAUGCUGAGAUGAGGAAUCCGAAGCAUUACACCCGGUCGCUUUGUACCGCGCAAGGAGCUGUUACGCUGGUGUACCUGAUUAUCGGUAUUGUCGUGUACUACUACUGCGGCUCGUACGUCGCGUCUCCAGCUCUCGGAUCCGCUGGACAGCUCAUGAAGAAGAUCUGCUACGGUAUUGCCCUCCCGGGUCUUACGGCGAGUUGCAUGUUGUUCGUGCACAUGCCUGCGAAGACGAUCUUCAUGCGCUUCAUGCGUGGCACCGAACACUUGACCUCCAACACGCCAACGCAUUGGUUCGCGUGGUUGGGCUGCACUCUGACCAUCACCGUGGUGGCGUACAUUGUCGGAUCCGGAAUUCCAGUCUUCGACCAGCUUCUGUCGCUGGUUGGUGCGCUGCUGGCUACGGUGACGUGCUUCCAGCCGACGGGGCUUAUGUGGAUGUAUGACAACUUCAAGAGGACGGACCGGAGUUGGAAGUGGUGGGCUGGCUGCGCGUUCAGUCUGUUCAUGAUUAUUGGGGGUACUUUCAUCACCAUUGCGGGUACUUAUGGUGCUGUGCUGGGGAUUGUGGAUUCGGAGAGUCGGACGAGUCCUUGGAGUUGUGCUGAUAACAGUAACUCUACUUAG
Fulvia fulva is the source of this 1755-nucleotide messenger RNA. Its product is annotated as N amino acid transport system protein. The record is from RefSeq and is a predicted model, not a curated record. NCBI's taxonomy places the organism in Eukaryota, Fungi, Ascomycota, Dothideomycetes, Mycosphaerellales, Mycosphaerellaceae. The coding region runs from base 1 to 1755 and encodes 584 amino acids. Gene Ontology annotation, cellular component: vacuolar membrane. Gene Ontology annotation, biological process: amino acid transmembrane transport. Gene Ontology annotation, molecular function: amino acid transmembrane transporter activity. The transcript has 3 exons.